UGCACAUGUCAUUGAUUAUUAAAAGCUCUAUUUUCCCCCUCGUCGCUAUGCUGCAAAAACUAUGAUGCCGCCCUGCUCCGGCUUAAGCUCCAUCCCAUGACCGCCCAGUCUGACGUCCGUGUGCCUCGGUGACAGCAUCGCUUUCUAGGCACGACCAAAAGCAGUCGGCCCAUUAGUCGUUACAUUCCUCACUUUGCGCAGCAGCCACUAUCUUCGACGAGCAGAGUCAGAGCGUCAAAGUAAAGUCCCGCUGGCAUGUGAAGAAGGAAACCCUAAAAAAGGAAAAAUCCCGAACGCGUCCUCGGCGAACCUCGUACCGCAGUGCUCUUCCGACAUUCACUCCUAGACUGCGCCUGUCAGCACAUAGAGCAAGAGGCCUCGAGAGCCCGUGGCGAGGAAAAUGAACUACGUGCGAUCCAUUACAGGCACUGUCUCCAAGGGCUGGAACUCGAUCAACCCGGCCACCCUCAGCGGCGCCAUCGAUGCCAUUGUCGUAGAGCGCGAAGAUGGCAGCCUCGCGUGCUCGCCCUUCCACGUCCGCUUUGGCAAAUACCAGAUACUACGGCCCUCGGACAAGAAGGUCCAGUUCAGAGUAAAUGGCGAACUACAGGACUAUGCCAUGAAGCUGGGCGAGGGUGGCGAGGCCUUCUUCGUCUUCGAGACGUCGGCUGCCAUUCCCGCUGAAAUGCAGACUUCGCCUCUUCAGUCGCCAGUCGCCAGCCCCGAGCAGAAGCCCAUAGAACUCCCUGGCGAUCGCGCCUUCGACGACCCCGAGCCACUCGACCUCGACGACGCCAGCGUCACAACCAGGAGGGGGCGCCUGUCCAUGUCCGUGGCAUCGUCCGACACCCUGCACGUCGAGGCUGACUUUGCCCGCCCAAAAUCUGGAGACUGGUCAGGUUUCCAGAUGCACCGUGCGAACACGGACGAUGUCCUUCCCUCGACCAAAGAAAGCUUCACAAAGACGUUCGACGGCACCAUGGAGAGUGGGCUGCUGCAGAUCAGCAAGGAGGACGCAAUAGCAUGGAACCGGACAACACGCUCAGCGAGCCCACCGCCACUAUCAGCCACUGAGGCCUUCGCCCGCGCCAUAAAGCUCUCCAAGAAGCUCUUUACCUCGAACAUUCCGAACAAAGUCACCGACAGCGGGGACCUCGAGCUCGACAUGACGGGAUACAAGAGCAGCGAGGAGGAUGCCUUGCGCGCCGAGGUCAUUGCCAGGAAGAUUCUCUCUGACGAGCUCGCGGGCGACUACGACAUUGGCGCGCUGAUAGGAGCAGAUGAAAACGGCAACCUGUGGAUUUACAGCAGCGAAGAAGCAAAAGCAGCCGCCAUGCAGAAGACGUCCAUGAGCGUCUUGAAUGAAGCCGCCCUCCACAACGCCGACGCUGUAUCGGACCCCGGCUACCAGAGCGACAGCGGCCGAAGCGAUGACACAGGCGACUUUCCCCAUGUGCGAAGGGACUCAGAUAGUGCUCUGGGUAUGUCCGCGCCCCACUCACCAGAAGCACACAACAAGCGCGAGACGAGGAAUUACGCAAAGACAUUGCGUCUCACAAAUGAUCAGCUGAAAGCACUCAAUCUAAAGCCUGGUGCAAAUACCAUGAGCUUCACAGUAAACCGAUCGACGUGUACUGCAUACAUUUUUUACUGGAAGCACGACGUUCCGAUUCUCAUCUCCGACAUCGACGGCACCAUCACCAAGUCGGACGCUUUAGGACAGGUGCUCAACAUGAUUGGCAGAGACUGGACACAUCAAGGUGUUGCAAAGCUGUACACCGACAUUGUCAACAAUGGCUACAACAUCUUCUACCUCACCAGUCGCUCCAUCGGCCUAGCAGACACGACACGAGCGUACCUCAACGGCGUUGUCCAAGAAACCUACCGCCUCCCGAAAGGCCCAGUCAUCAUGAGCCCAGAUCGCACAAUCGCUGCCCUGCGUCGAGAGAUCUACCUGCGAAAACCAGAGGUGUUCAAAAUGGCCUGCUUACGCGAUAUCAUGCAACUCUUCGACAAACCCGUACAUCAAACACCCUUCUAUGCCGGCUUCGGCAACCGCUUCACAGACGCCCUUUCGUACCGCUCCGUAAACAUACCCUCCACACGAAUCUUCACCAUAAACUCAAACUCCGAGGUCAGCCUCGACGUUCUCUCUCUCAAUUCCUACAAAACCGGUUACGCAAGCAUGCGCGAGAUUGUCGACCACUUCUUCCCGCCCGUUGGCCUGCUUGUACCCGCGGGAGGCGAGGCGUAUACUGACUUCAACUACUGGCGCGACAAGCCUCUUGACAUUGAAGACUUCACAGACAGUGAGGACGACGAUGACGAUGGCACAACCGAAGCCGGUAGCAUCCGCAGCGAGGACGAAGGCUCGGAAGUGGUCGAAGAUCUCGAGGCGAGCUACAUGACGCAGGACUCGCUUGACGAGGCGAAUCUUGAAGACUCGAUCCUCGAGAGCGUCGAGGGGGACGAUUACGUAGAGGGUGAGGAGUACGUUGGCGAGGAGUAUGUUGACGAGGACACCGACCCCGACCCCGAUGAUGGUGAUGAUGAGCGUGAUAACGACGAAGAGAGUGGGGAGGAACAGGGGAUCACGCCAACCAAAGAGUUGGCUGAUAUUGAUGAGCUUACGCACCACCUCGGUGUGCUGAGCACGAAGGACUCGACCCCCACGCCUAGAGCGAGUCCGAGGAGAUAACAACACUCCACUUUUUGUGUGAAUGAUUCAAUGUUGCAUAGCAUAGCAUGGCUCUGGCGUUCUAGGAAGAAAGGCAUCGUCCCGACUUUACUCUACAAAUCUGUCUUUCGGUUUAGAUCAACAUACCCAUAUAGGUAUACCAAUGUACCAUUUUUUUCAGCCUGCCUGUGGGUGUACGAGGCAGCUCGUUUCUUUACUAGGAUCUUCACCCAAGUUGGCCUAAGGCCCAGGGCUCAGAAAAUACGAGCUCGCCUUCGUAUUUUCAGCUUCCUUCUUGUCCCCCGCUAUACCCCCUUAGACUCGUGCUAGUGAACAUAUAGUAGGUGGUACGGCGUCACUGACGUCGGCUCACAUUCUCAGGGCAAAUCAGAGUUUAAGAUCAGAU
This is a messenger RNA of Cucurbitaria berberidis CBS 394.84, 3083 nucleotides long. RefSeq names its product LNS2-domain-containing protein. The transcript has a single exon. Bases 401 to 2698 code for a protein of 765 amino acids. Gene Ontology annotation, molecular function: phosphatidate phosphatase activity. The record is from RefSeq and is a predicted model, not a curated record. Gene Ontology annotation, biological process: fatty acid catabolic process; triglyceride biosynthetic process. Lineage: Eukaryota; Fungi; Ascomycota; Dothideomycetes; Pleosporales; Cucurbitariaceae. Gene Ontology annotation, cellular component: nucleus.